AUGCCCGAUGACGAGGUGCCUGCCUCUGGUGGACCCCACGGCCUGCCUUCAUCGGCCCCGAAGGGUGGGGCUCAUGGGUUGCCCAAAGUCGUUGAUAUUCCAAUGCGCAGCGAGGAGGAAAGUCGUCGCUACUACGCGAUGGCCUCCGCUCGCAACGAGCUCCUCUCCCAGGUUCAGCAGUUGCAGUCCAACUUUUACGCGACCUACCACCGCUGGGCGGAGGUGCCGGGCUGUUUGGUCGACGACCCCCCUCCGAGGGCACCCCCGGAGGUGCGUGGCGACGUUCCUGAGAGGUCGAACGAGGGGGAACGCGAGGAGAAGGCGAGGCUGCUCGCCGAUCUUUUCGGCCCCGCGGCGCCUCCACCGAGCUCUGCUUCCGACGCGAUCGCCGCGCUGCGUCGCUCGGUGAAAGUGGAGCGCCCUACCCUUCGACCCUCACGGGAUGAAGAGGGGGAAGGGGUUGCGAAACAACCUCCCUGCCACCCCCUCGAUACGUCACCCCCUGGGAUCUCAUCCAAAGCCCUUAGACAGGCGCCCUUUUCGGCACCAGACACCUCGUCAGACAAAUUUCAGAACGGCGGGGUUCGCUUAGAAACAAACGCGUCUUUGGUGGGGAAGCUACCCCAUGCACAGGCAGCUAAUGGCGUGAGCAUCGCCCCACCGGAUGCGACAUUCACAAGAAACGUGAUAACAAAAGAAACUAUCCCCCCAUCAAACCGUCGUGGGAGGUGGGAGAUGGUUCAGUACGACGACGACAGCAAUGGAGAGGAGUAA
Molecule: messenger RNA, 774 nt
Organism: Phytomonas sp. EM1
Lineage: Eukaryota; Euglenozoa; Kinetoplastea; Trypanosomatida; Trypanosomatidae
Source: the annotation of a GenBank genome assembly